Molecule: messenger RNA, 684 nt
Organism: Parastagonospora nodorum SN15
Lineage: Eukaryota; Fungi; Ascomycota; Dothideomycetes; Pleosporales; Phaeosphaeriaceae
Exons: 2
Coding region: 1-684 (227 amino acids)
Source: RefSeq, a predicted model, not a curated record
AUGACGGAUGCAACAUCGUCCGGCACUACGGCACUCCAUUAUGGUGUAAUGCAUACUGGUCAGGGCCCGGUCCUCAAUAUUUACCACAGCUAUCCAUCUUCAGAUGGCUGUUGGAACACGGUGCCCGAGCAUUUUGGAUCCAUCCGAUCUUCCUUACUACACCAAUCCACGUAUAUGUACGAAAAUUCGUUCGUUCAGCUGCCCUAUAUGAAGGAAAUUAGAGAUAAAUCCUACCGUCCGACAUCAGAAGAAGCACAAGUCAUAUAUGAUCUUGAGCGAGAAGACAUCGAACUUCUCGAAAAUCUGACCACGGACUUUGAACUCAAAUGGGCCACAUACACCAAGCCGUUCGUAACCUUCAUGAACCGAGUUUGGAAACCGCGGAUGAGAGCCGUUCGCGCGGAGCGACGAGUCGAAAAGGAUAUCUACGAGGCAGAGUUACAGAGAAUUGGUGUGAGGUUGAAGCAGGCAGGCGAAGAGGAGGCCGAUGAUCGCGAUUCGGAGUCUGGAUCAGAGUCCGAACUCGAUUCUGAGAGCGAUUCAGAUUGGCCGGAUGAUUACGAAAGCGAAGGAGACGGGUGGUACACAACUGAUGAGGAAGAUGGAGGUGUAGUGGAAGACGACGGAGACUCAGAUGAGGAAGCGAGUCAGCCGAGUCAUGACGAGACCGAUGAUGGAUUGUAA